This is a messenger RNA of Ornithorhynchus anatinus (platypus), 4650 nucleotides long. It is a transcript of the gene NGEF, whose product is annotated as neuronal guanine nucleotide exchange factor. Gene Ontology annotation, molecular function: protein binding; guanyl-nucleotide exchange factor activity. The record is from RefSeq and is a predicted model, not a curated record. Gene Ontology annotation, biological process: activation of GTPase activity. The coding region runs from base 67 to 1878 and encodes 603 amino acids. NCBI's taxonomy places the organism in Eukaryota, Metazoa, Chordata, Mammalia, Monotremata, Ornithorhynchidae. The transcript has 13 exons.
GGCAACGGGCGGGAGUCCUCCCGCACGGCCUGCGGGUUCUGCGAGCGGUUGCGGCCCCCGGCCCGCAUGGAGCUGCUGGCCGCCGCCUUCAGCGCCGCCUGCGCCGUGGACCAUGAGGCCUCCACCGACCCCGGCCACCUGCCCGGCAGCAGCGAAUCCUCUUCUACUGCAGGAACCGUGGCUACCCCAGAGGAGUGUCCUGCUCUUAUGGAUAGUCCAACCACCCUCACCGAGGCUCUGCAAAUGAUCCACCCUAUUCCCGCUGACUCCUGGAAGAAUCUCAUUGAACAAAUAGGGCUCUUGUACCAGGAAUACCGAGAUAAGUCUACACUCCAAGAGAUUGAAACUAGGAGGUUACAGGAUGCUGAAAUACAAGCUGACUCUGAGUCCCCAUCCAGUGAGGAGACACCAACUGAAGAGGAAUCUAGAAAUUCAAGAGAAAGCAAGCCUCUGCCUCAAAUUUGCUUACUCAAUAAUGCCAACUCCAGGUUUAACCUAUGGCAGGAUCUUCCAGAGAUCAGGAGCAGUGGUGUCCUUGAAAUUCUUCAACCAGAUGAGAUCAAAUUGCAAGAGGCUAUGUUUGAACUGGUCACUUCAGAAGCCUCUUACUACAAAAGCCUAAGCCUGCUUGUGUCUCACUUCAUGGAAAAUGAGCGACUGAAGAAGAUUUUACACCCCUCUGAAUCUCACAUCCUCUUCUCUAAUGUCCUGGAUGUUAUGGCAGUCAGCGAAAGAUUCCUGUUGGAACUUGAGCACCGGAUGGAAGAGAACAUCGUGAUCUCAGAUGUGUGUGACAUUGUCUACCAGCAUGCAGCCAAUCACUUCUCUGUCUACAUAACCUAUGUCUCUAACCAGACUUACCAGGAGCGAACAUAUAAACAACUUCUCCAGGAGAAGGCAGCUUUCCGGGAGGUGAUCUCUCAGUUGGAACUGGAUCCCAAAUGUAAAGGCUUAUCCUUCUCCUCCUUUCUGAUUUUACCGUUUCAAAGGAUCACCCGCCUAAAGUUACUGGUGCAGAAUAUCCUCAAAAAGGUGGAAGAAAGAUCAGAGAGAGAAUGCACCGCACUUGAUGCUCACAAGGAAUUAGAAACGGUGGUGAAGGCAUGCAACGAGGGUGUUAGGAAGAUGAGUCGGACUGAACAGAUGAUUAGUAUUCAGAAGAAAAUGGAGUUUAAGAUCAAGUCUGUACCCAUCAUCUCUCACUCACGCUGGCUGCUAAAGCAGGGAGAACUGCAGCAGAUGGCCGGCCCUAAGACAUCACGUACCCUCCGCACGAAGAAACUCUUCAGAGAAAUCUAUUUGUUCUUGUUCAACGACCUUCUUGUAAUCUGUAGGCAAAUUCCCGGCGACAGGUACCAGGUAUUUGACUCAGCACCUCGUGGCCUCCUCAGAGUGGAGGAAUUGGAGGAUCAGGGACAGACUCUGGCUAAUGUCUUCAUCUUGAGACUCCUUGAAAAUGCAGAUGACCGGGAGGCCAGCUACAUGCUGAAGGCUUCAUCACAGAGCGAGAUGAAACGUUGGAUGACCUCCUUGGCCCCAAACCGAAGAACCAAGUUUGUUUCUUUCACAUCCAGAUUACUUGACUGUCCUCAGGUGCAGUGUGUCCAUCCAUAUGUGGCUCAACAACCUGAUGAGCUCUCCCUGGAUUUGGCAGACAUUCUGAACAUCCUAGACAAGACGGAUGAUGGCUGGAUUUUUGGGGAGCGUCUUCAUGACCAGGAACGAGGCUGGUUCCCCAGCUCCAUGGGGGAGGAGAUCAUGAACCCCAAGAUAAGGUCACAGAAUCUCAAGGAGUGUUUCAGAGUUCACAAGAUGGACGACAGCCAACGCAACCAAAACAAAGACCGAAAGAAGCUGGGCAGUAGGAACCGGCAAUGACCUCUAUCCGAUCCUGAGCCGUGACCUAUGACUUCUAGGGACGGACCGAGCGCGGAGACUAAGGGCUGGGAUGAAGGAGGUGGAGGAGUUGGUACUAAAUAGGACUGGUCUCUUGGCAUGUUUCUUGCACCCACCCCUAACCAAAGGGAAACUGCUCUGCUUAAUGUGUACAAAGGUCAACCCUUCCACUCUUCAUGCAGUGCUGCUGAUUCCCGGCUCUUUCCGUGGCAGAUACGAGGAAAGCAACAAGCAGAGUAUAUUGGAGUGCUGCAUCACUGCCCUCUCCCCAGCUCUGUCUUCAGUAAGUGUGAGAAACCUUUCGUUGCAUGGGCAUGAGGGUGCUCUGCUGCCCUGAAUAAUCUCCCUGAGAGAUGAGAAAACAAGCCCCCUGGAGCAGGUGGAACACACCUGCUGCUGAGAGCGUGACACAGCUAGAUGAUCCCGAGGGAUCAUGUCAUAAUAUUUUCUUCAGUAAAUACGGAGGAAUAGCAAAGUUGCACUAAAUUGUCCUGGCUACCCUAGAAACUGUUCGAAUGUUCCCUGCCCUCAAAUUUGAGAUCGCCGUUUCAAGUCCCCAGACUCAAAUGAUCAUUUGGUGAUGCAGGUUCUUAGUCACUGACUCAAAGAGGGUCCCUGCAAUAGAUCAGGAUCCUGCCCCUCACCCAUCCACCCUCUUUUUUCUCUCUUGGGAUUUUCCUCUUCCCUUUCCCUCCCCUCUGAGCCCAAAGGGCACUUCAGAAGCCCCCCGUGCAACUCUGACAGUCCCAACCAGCCCGGGAGAUCCUGACUCCCAUUCUCAGUGCAUGACGGGCUCCAGAGGGGGUCAAGGUACGGAGUCCACAUCACCGAAGAGUCCUGAGUGCGAAUUAUCAGGGUAGCAGAAACCCCAAUGAUGUCUAAGACCUACUUCCAGACACACUGACCACUACCAAAGCUAUUUAAUCAAGGCAUGCUUCGCAAUGAAUAUUGUACACCUGGAGAGAUGGCCAUGGCUCUCCACUAUUGCUCUUUCAGUUUUAAAGGGUAACUUCUCUAGUCCUUCUGUCAUGCACUAUCUUUUUCAGGCAAGGUUUAAAGCCCGACAUCUUCCCUAAUCUAGGCCCUGCCUUGAUUCCUGCCCUAAAAGGGAGGUUACGAAGCAUUAAUACAGGCUCAAAUGUGACGUUUACUCUCUACGCAUAAAUACCAGCCUAGAUCUCCAUGUUUAUGUUCACAGAUGUCCGGUGAACCUUCAGCAUAGCAUAUACUGUGUUACCAGUGGGCACUGGAACAGUCCAGCUACAGUGUUGGUCGCUGCCCUUCCUUGCCAUUGUGUAUUUUUUUAAAUCAGCUUGUUGGUUUCAUAAAAGAUAUUGCACAUGUGAGAAUGAUGGAAAACAAAUUAAGACUGUCGUCGUGUUGGGGGAAAUGUCCCAUGAACCCAGAGAAUCCAUCAUAAAACACGCAGUGACCGUAUUUUAAAUAGUUGUACUUAACCUAUAUUGUUAUGCUUUAUCUUUAGAUAACAUAAAACAGGCCCGUUUCAAGAAUAUAUUUUCUAAGCCGAAACUCGAACUUACCAGCAAUAUAUUUUUGGAAGCGCGGGGUGGAAUGAACGUAGACCGAGACCAAGGAGGUAGGCCAGGAGGUAAUGAGGUCUGUCACGCCCGGCCCUAGGAAGGAGGGAGGGAUGGUGUACAGUCACUUGGGAGGCAGGAAGCGCUAAUCGAAACCUGGGCUCUCAAAGCUCCUAUCACCUCUCCCCUGCCUGAGCUUUCUCCAUAAGCCAGCCGAGCAACUCUGUGCAUGAACUGCAUGCUUAUUAAUUAUGUAGGAAAAUGAGCAGGGACUCCAAAAAAGGCUAAGAAUCACAGGCCUCACAAUCCUUUAGCAUUUCUCUGCAUUUCAUGCAAGAAGAGAGCAAUCAAACUUCAGGGAAUUUAAAAAAAAAAAAAUGGUUGCUAGAGAACAAUCUUUCACAAAAGCCUCUCACCACAUGGAUAUUUGAGCUGCUAUUUUUAUAACUGUUAUAUAAGUUCUUCUCCCUCCCCCAAGCACUCAGUGUGUUCACUCUAAACAGGGUUGCCAAAUUUGGGGAUCUGUCCAUGUGUGUGAGACACAAAAUCAGGGAAGUAUUAGCCAGCUUUCCGACAUGACACUCUACAGCUGUGUCUUCCGGGCACUCUGAGCUAAUGCCACUGCUGGCUGAUCUUGGUUCCAAGCCUAGUCAACCCACGUUCGAACCCGUGCUCUGAUUCCGUCAUUGGCCAGCACUGGCUGAAGCUGAGGACUCAGGUAGACUCCCCAGCACUCAUUUAGCGGCGGAUCCCCGGGUUAAACACCCACCUGAACCAAAAACCCGAAGGCCAAAGGACACAUGGUGUUUUGGGGGCCGAAUCGAAGAGCUUGUUCAAAACAGUUGCUUAUCUUUUGUUUUUUUUUCCAGAUUCAACUGGCUCUGAGUAGUUAGCACUUAGAAAUCUGAGAUGUCACUUUGGGUACAUUUUAGGCUUUGAGCUGCACUGCACAACCUUUUCAGUUAUUUCUUUUGGACUGUCUUUUUUCUUUUGGUUAAACGCCUUUCCUCAUCUAGGUGUUAACUGCUGCGGUGUGUUGGUUUCAGGUAGUCUGAUGAUGUGUUCACACAGAUCUGUUGAAUAGAUGCCCUUCUAGACCUGUAUUGGGCUGCCUGACUGAUAUGGGGGAAGAAAAAAAAAACCCACCCUCUUUUGUUGUUGUUGUUCCUGUGAUGAAAAUAUAGCUGAAUGAAACUGUUUCAAAAGGCUGGAUAGA